UUCUAUUCGACGAACUCCUCAUGAAUCCACCAGAUAUUCGCGACGUUUCUUCCUGCAUGGGUAUUGUAGCGACAGGACUGCACAAUAUGCGUCACAAAGUGGCAGUCGCCAAAGACUAUCGAUAUAGGUGGUUCCCGGGUGCUAUUACUGGUUCGUGACGGUUCCAACGGGACCCGCUUUGCAUGAGGACCGCUUCUGGGACCCACAACACACUUUCCUUCACAUCGUGUUUACCUAAAAGUUUCACAAAUAACAUUAUCUUUGCUUUUGAGGAUUUAGCUGGGCCGACGGCUAGACCCUGAUCACCUUCACAUCCCUCCAAUCGUACUCAGGCUCAAAUCUUCCUUGAUCGACUUGGCAGGCACAGCGUAUCGGGAACAGCCAGCUCGUUAUAAAACUCUGAUUAUCCCCAAAGCAUGUGCAAGAUGCAGCGAACCACAACCCUGUUAUGCUGGCUGAUGUGACGCUUGCUGUCACCCGGUUUGAUUCUGAUCAGAGAACAUGCGCCAAACUGCCUUCAGGACUCGCAACCGCUUGCUAUGCUCAGUGGCAAUCACUCAAGCAGUCGUGGCCGUUCACUCCGAACAAUAACUCGAUCUUCAUUCGGUAGCAACAGAGCACACUUCCAGGAAAAACUUGUGCUAAAAGCAACCCGGUAAAUUUGUACAAGGUCAGGCUCGAGUCACCCUGCAAUGACCCCAAACAGUUCCGACUUGCCACGCGUAGGCAGGAUUCGGCGACUUUGUUUUUCGAUUAAAAGGCCAAGUGACAGCGCACAGAACUACCAAAGAAGCAUCCUUUGGCGAGGCUAUCCACAGCUACAUCCUAAAGGAAAGGCGUAGCCUAAUUAUGAGCCGUGUCAACUGUUUGCUGCACAGGGCGCUGGUUUUGUAAUCCCAGGAGAAACACCACCCGUGUGUUCCUUGACAGACUCUGGAUUUUUAUCGGAGACGAAGAAUAUCGAGAAGGAAAGGCUGAGCUCAAUCGUUCCCUUGCCUGCGCAACGUGUCUUCGCUGGCUGUAAGCGCCGCUUCCACGCGGCAGUUACUACACUGCGUUUUCCUAAUGCGGAGUGACUCUUUACUUCGCCGCGCCGCGGACGUGGGAAUCCGUGCGUUUGCGUUUCUUUUUUAAGCCGGAGGGACGUGGGUCACGACAAUGCCUCUGGGUCUGUUAUGAAAGUUUUCGUUUUUCAACUAUACGCCGAUGCUUGUGACUGCAUGCGGGGCUGCUGGGGAUUUUGCGGGCUGAGUGGCAGGAGGGAGGGGCCUGCUGUUUGGUUCUCCCGAGGCGAAUGUCGGGAAAUUGUCAAGCAACUUUGGGUUUUCUUCCGAUUGCUUCGCACAGUCGGGCAAAAGUGUGCUUUUGUGUGGAUUGUGGAACGGCUGCCGACGUCUUCUUUUUUCCGGCGCCCCUCCGUGCUCUCCCCACGCUCCGUCGCGUGUCUCUUCUGCGCUGCAUUUCGUUCCCGCACUCGACGCGUGGCUGUGAACACCGAGUGGUGACAGGAUCGGAUCUCUUGUUCGUCGCUGUUUCCUUCCGUUUCGCUUUUCCAGUAAAAAUGGCUCCGACCGCAGCAGCCCUGGCCAAGAAGCGGCUGAGAACCCGCAAGCCGAAGCGCCAGCUGUACAAGUCGCCAGCAGGUGCGGCGAAGAGAAUGGCGAAGCUCCGCUCGUCGAUCACGCCCGGCACCGUCUUGAUCCUCCUGUCUGGCGGCCACCGCGGGAAACGCGUUGUCUUUUUGAAGCAGCUCGCGCCCUCCGGCUUGCUGCUCGUCACUGGGCCCUUCAAGGUGAACGGCGUUCCCCUGCGCCGGGUCAACCAGCGCUACGUGAUCGCGACCACCACGAAGGUCGACAUCUCCGGAGUCGACGUCUCUAGCAUCAAGGACGAGCAGUUCGGCGCCUCCAAGAAGGAGAAGUUUGCUGAGCGCAAGCUGAGGAAGAAGCAGGAUGAGGGAAUGUUCGUGCAGCAGAGCGACAGCAAGGCUAAGCAGGCGCUCCCUGCUCAGUUCAAGCAACUCCAAGACUCCGUCGACAAAGCCCUGCUCGCCUCCCUCAGCAAGGACAAGCUCCUCACGCAGUACUUGAAGACUCGCUUCACUCUGCGGGGCAACAUGCGUCCCCACGAGAUGAAAUUCUAAUCCGUUUGCAGCCUGCUACAGCGAGUUUCGAAAGGUGAAUCAAAAAGAGCACGGGGGGAGGGGGGGUGGAGAGAGAGAGAAAAAACUAGAGAGCCGAAGACCUCCAACACGGUGCGCCUGAGAAGGAGGCCAACGAUGCGGGUUCCGGAUCUACGGAGGUGUCGGAAAUAGGCAUUGCAGGGGAGAGAAACCCGAGGGAUCUGGAGAACUUGCGUAGAGGAGUGGACGGCGUCCGUUCAGGACGACCACAGGGAGCACGGAUGGGAUCGCUGGCGCAAAUGCAGACAGCGGUCCAGCUGCAUGUGGUGGUAGGAGGCUUCACUCUGCUUGGCGUACACCUUCAGUAACAACCGGAAACUCAGUCUUGGUCCUCAUUCUUGGUGACUCUUACGACGUGCCUCUCUGAUCCGAGGAAGUACCCGCGAGAAUCUGUGUUCGGUAGAUAGUGGCCUCGCUGCGAUCAGCCGCGCGACGCUGCUCUGCGGGCGACGGUCUCUCUAAUCACCUCUUGGCAGUUGACUCUAGCUGGACAACUGGCUGUUUCCAGAAGAUAGUAGAACGGUACAGUAGGGAUGCAGAAGGGUAAGAACAGAUAUCCCUUCUAAUGAGGGAGAAGCAACUGAGUGCCGCACUCGG
Molecule: messenger RNA, 2779 nt
Organism: Toxoplasma gondii ME49
Lineage: Eukaryota; Apicomplexa; Conoidasida; Eucoccidiorida; Sarcocystidae
Gene: RPL6
Product: ribosomal protein RPL6
Exons: 1
Coding region: 1295-2143 (282 amino acids)
Biological process (GO): cytoplasmic translation; ribosomal large subunit assembly
Cellular component (GO): cytosolic large ribosomal subunit; ribosome
Molecular function (GO): structural constituent of ribosome; RNA binding
Source: RefSeq, a predicted model, not a curated record